Chara braunii is the source of this 1465-nucleotide messenger RNA. Lineage: Eukaryota; Viridiplantae; Streptophyta; Charophyceae; Charales; Characeae. The record is from the annotation of a GenBank genome assembly.
GCCACCUUUUCCGAAGACCGGUAGGAUCGGGGAUGCCCUUACGGGUGGUCUGUGAUUCUGAGGAGAGACAGAUGAUAGUUGCGGAGCUUCACGAUGGGGUAGUCGGAGGACACAGAGGAAUCAAAGGAACCUACGAAAAGGUACGCAGGUUGUACUGGUGGGAAGGACAGUAUAAGGACGUCGAGAGGUAUUGUAUGACCUGCGAAGAAUGCCAGAAGAGGGCUCAUGUGAGGUAUAAAGAGCCACUCCAUCCAUCCUAUCCAACCAGACCAGGAGAGAAGGUACACAUCGAUCUAGUGAAAAUGCCGAAAGGAGUAGGMAAUAUGAACUACGUCGUGAAUAUACGAGACGAUUUCACUAGGUUCGUUGACGGUAAACCCAUCAGGAGUAAGACGGCAAAGGAAGUAAAGAACUUCGUCCUAGAGUACAUAUCUAGGUAUGGCUGUGUCGGCAAGAUAGUGAUGGAUAGAGGAUCGGAGUUCUUGGCUGACGAGGUUCAGGAUGUGUUUAAGAGAGCUGGGGCGAGAGUUUCGAUAGCCACCGCCUAUCACCCACAGACGAACUCCCCAGUAGAGAGAGGACAUCAGACUCUGAUAGCAUCGCUGUCCAAGUGGUGCAAAGGCAAGGACAGUGAUUGGCCACGAUAUUUUCGAUAUGCAAUAUGGGCGGACAACGUCACGGUCCGGGCUAGUACCGGAUACCCACCCUACACUUUGUGGUUUGGGCGACAUUGCCCGCUUUUCAUAGAGUUUCAUGUCGAUAGCUGGACGACCAUCGACUGGGCGGAGGAGAUGUCCAGGGAGGAACUUAUAGCCGCUCGAACAAGACAGAUAGCCUAUGGUUUGGAAGAGAACCUCAUGACAGCGUCAGAUCGCUUGGCAGUGGAAAGAGACAAAGGUAAAGAGAGAUGGGAUAAGAAUGUGAGAAUCAGGAAAGAGAGGGUGAGUGUAGGGGAUAUGGUCCUUCUCUACGAUGCCGCGCUUGAAAGAACUUGGACCGGGAAGCUCGCGAACAGAUGGAUGGGACCUUACAGAGUGGUUGAGGCACUCGACUGGGGUGCAUAUAUGAUAGUUGAGUUAGACGGGUCUAAGUGGAAGGACCCAGUGGCGGGUACCAGGUUAAAGCUGUUUAGGCCAAGGCCCGGGGCCGCCUUGUCGCUAGCUGACCCGAAGGGGAAAGGAAAGGCCAAGAUAGAGGACGGAACUCCCCCGAGGCGAUACGAGGCAGGAGAGAGUUCCAAGAAGAGGAAAAGGGUGGAGAAAAGGAAGGUUAAAGGGUUAGCUCUAGGAAGAAAGAAGAAAUGACUAUUCGUGCUUAAAAGGGUCAAACGAAGAGUCCGCGUUAGACAAACUGGCGGGACGGCACCCUUCCCGGGCCAACGACAGAAUAAAAGGAGGAUCCUGCCAAGCCAGAGGACUCGGCGGGAAAGGAAAGUCAGGAARCRUCCGCUUAGCCCCAGGACCAG